Messenger RNA from Pyricularia pennisetigena, 2115 nucleotides. RefSeq lists its product as uncharacterized. The coding region runs from base 1 to 2115 and encodes 704 amino acids. NCBI's taxonomy places the organism in Eukaryota, Fungi, Ascomycota, Sordariomycetes, Magnaporthales, Pyriculariaceae. Gene Ontology annotation, cellular component: SWI/SNF complex. The record is from RefSeq and is a predicted model, not a curated record. Gene Ontology annotation, molecular function: DNA binding; histone binding. The transcript has 3 exons. Gene Ontology annotation, biological process: positive regulation of DNA-templated transcription.
AUGGAUGGAACCGCCACAUUCGGCAGUGCCGCGCAAAGCGCAUCGCCGAGCAACAACCCGGCUGUAGCGCAACCAUCGCAAGAUUCCGAGAAUCAGUCAACUGCCCCAAAGGCGCCCGAAGAUGUCCAGAUGUCAGACGGGAUAUCAACCGAUCCGCCCAUCAAGCAAGAUAGCACAACCCCCGCCCCUCCCCCAACGGCAGAAAACCCAAUCGAUGCGCCGGAGGGCCCCCCGGCUGAGACCACGGUCGCUCGUGAAGAUGAAGAGAUGCGCGAUAGCCAGGGCAUGUCGACCGAUGCACAGCCUAAAGAUGGUGAGGCGCCUGCAAAUGGCGCAGGCCAAGAAUCCAAGUCCAAGGAGACUCUGGAGAACGCGGCGCGCGAGCAUUUGAUAUCGCAGACCUAUGCUAUAGUUCUCCCGAGCUACGCUGUCUGGUUUGACAUGAACGCUAUCAAUAACAUCGAGAAGAAGGCGCUCCCUGAAUUCUUCAACAGCCGGAAUCGCAGCAAAACCCCCGCUGUGUACAAGGACUACCGCGACUUUAUGAUCAACACAUAUCGUCUUAACCCAGCCGAGUAUCUCACCGUCACAGCUUGCAGGCGCAAUCUGGCCGGUGACGUGUGCGCCAUCAUGAGGGUGCAUGCAUUUUUAGAGCAGUGGGGACUUAUCAACUACCAGGUUGAUGCAGAGCAAAGACCAGCGCCGGUGGGACCUCCAUUCACUGGACACUUCAGGGUCAUUUGCGACACCCCACGAGGUCUGCAGCCGUGGCAGCCCGCUGCAGACCCUGUCUUGCUCCAAGGGAAAGCAAGUGGUCAAACAGAUGCCAAAGCGGCUGCUGCGCCUGCACCAAAGACCGAGCUCAACCUCGAAGUUGGCCGCAACAUAUACGAGGCGAACGCAAAGGGCACAAAGCUCACCUCCAGUGACAACAAGACCAACGGCGAUGUUCCUACCACUAACGGCACACCUGCUGGCGCUGCUAGUUCCGCCACUGAUGGCCUCACCAAGGCCCCAAUCUCAAAGGUCACAUGCUUUACCUGCGGGAAGGAUUGCACCCGGGAGUAUUACCACAAGGUGCAAACCGAAGGCGGCGCCAACGUCCCCAAGCGAGAGUUGUGCCCUGGAUGCUAUGCGAGCUCAAGAAUGGAUGCGAAGGAAGACAACAUGGGCUAUGAAAAGAUGGAGAACCCUCAGUAUCCCACUGCCGUGGAUCGUGAGGCACCAUGGACCGAUGAGGAGACUGUUAGGCUCUUGGAGGCGCUGCAAAAAUACGACGAGGACUGGGAUGAGAUUGCAAAUCACGUUGGUACGAGGACGCGCGAGGAAUGUGCACUCCACUUCCUCCAGCUGGAUAUCGAAGACAAGUAUCUCGAUACCGAACCGCUGCAAGCAAAUGUCCCAACGGGAUUCCCCACCAUUGGCAAUGAUAAGCUCUUGCCAUUCUCUCACGCCGACAACCCCGUCUUGUCGGUAGUUGCGUUUUUGGCAACGCUGGCUGAUCCUGCCAGCGUGGCUUCCGCUGCUGGCCGCUCCUAUGAGGAUCUCACAAAGGCACUCAGGAAGCAGCUCGAACUUGGCGACUCAUCGCAAACGAACGGAAAGGGCAAGGAGAAGGAUGGCGACAGCAUGGACGUCGAUAUUCAGCAGGAGACCACAACGACGACAACCACUACGACCACGACGACCAAGACCACUAUCCAGGGCCUUGCUGGAAUUCCUCUAGCUGCUACUGCCUCUCGGGCCGGUGGUCUUGCAUCUCACGAGGAGAGGGAGAUGACACGCUUGGUCUCGGCUGCGGUGAAUGUCAUGCUGCAAAAGGUAGACAUGAAGUUGAAGUUCUUCAACGACAUGGAAGCUGUGCUGCAGGCUGAGAGGCGGGAGCUUGAAAGGGCGCGUCAGCAGUUGUACCUUGACCGUCUGGCUUUUAGGCGGCGGGUGCGCGAAGUCCAGGAUGGCCUCAAGGCGGCCGUUGCAACUGGUGGUGAGCAAGGCCUCCGGAUGGCACAAGAUGUGGCCAUGGAUGGCGAGCGUCUCAGCUUCCAGGCCCCGCCUGAUGCCGGCGCUGUUCAGCCUUUGAGUGCUGAGGGUCCGAUCAAGACAUUUGAGGCCUAG